GGUCCAUCAGCGGACACCGUGACAUCGCCGCUCCUUCCAACAUCGAGCUUCUUGUUCCUAUCUAGACUAUAGAUGGUGAAACCAGUGGGACACUCAGCGAAGGUACCAGUGUCUUUUGACAGUUGCUCCCGGCCUGUUGGUGGCCUGAACAGGCGCCUAUGAUCCCUGAUGAUGGCAUCACUCUCCCUGCAUCUGAGAAGGUCGCCCAAUUGAUCGGGUAAGCUACAACUCACGGAUCAGAAGCAUGACCGGCGCAAGCAGCAAGUCUCCUCUGGCGUCAGAUCUUCGCAAAGCGACACUUCCGCCUGACCAUGUCAUCUCUCCAGUGGGAAUGUUACAUCUGCAAUCACCUCAAAAGUCUGUCCUAGCUUGGUGAAUCUGAACCCGGCCGCAUCGCAGACACAACGCUUAAUAAUGGAUACAUCUCUCAUCACGCAGUCCUACAGGAGGGAACUAUACCAACUUGAAUCAUGCCAUCCCCGAACCCAACCUACCCUGACAUUCUCACCGAACGUCUCAUUCUCCGCCUCUUCAAUCCCUCCCUCUCGUCAGACUACGACAAAAUCCUACAAAUCUACAACUCGCCCUACACACGCGCCACCACUCGGCGACGCCGGCAUCCGCACGCCCGAAGACGUUGAUCGACGUUGUUCUCGAAAACCACUUACUAGUACUUCCACCGACCCCUCAGGAGGCAUCGUCCUGCCAACACACCCCUAUCAUCUCGUCUACUUGCGCUCCAACAACAGACAUGUCGGAAGUACGUCAAUCUCACAUCGCCCCGAAUUCCCGUCCCCAGACAUAGGUUAUACGACUCUAGAGGAAUAUGCCAACCAAGGAUACGCCACUGAAGCGGCUGGAGCAGCGCUGAAGUGGUGGACCGAGGAGAUGAAAGUCGCGAAUAUAUGGGCCGGAGCUCUCAUCACCAACAAGUCCAGUCAGAGAGUCGCGCGGAAGAUUGGCCUGGUCGAUGGUGGAAAGAUUACGGUUCUGAUGCCCGGUGAUCUCACCAUCACUGCAUUGGUCUUUGUACAGCUGCAUAUGCAGACCGCUUGUCCGGGUCUGGAUGGUAUGGUCUUGGACGUCAGGGGCAAGGCGGAUAUGUCUUCAACUUAAGAUCUCAUUCACAGAUACUGAUAGAGGUAUCUAUAUGCUCAUCUUCAAGAACAACCAGCACUCCAAUCCCGAUUGUAGCUUUCCCCUUGACUUACUCUCAACAACAGGCCGGCCUAGCCCACCCGUCUCUUCCACCCCAAAUCC
Messenger RNA from Exophiala viscosa, 1260 nucleotides. RefSeq names its product acyl-CoA N-acyltransferase. Gene Ontology annotation, molecular function: acyltransferase activity, transferring groups other than amino-acyl groups. The transcript has a single exon. Bases 415 to 1116 code for a protein of 233 amino acids. Lineage: Eukaryota; Fungi; Ascomycota; Eurotiomycetes; Chaetothyriales; Herpotrichiellaceae. The record is from RefSeq and is a predicted model, not a curated record.